AUGGAGAAGGGAUACGACUCCCACUCGCCCCGCGGCGCACCAGACGUGGAGCACCGAGGCGAUGCUGUCGAGUUUGCUGGCGACGUCAAUUUCAAGACACUAAAUGACGGAACCCCCGAUCUUGUCGCCCAGAAUGAUCAACUACACCGUGGUCUGAAGAGCCGACACAUUCAGUUCCUCGCCCUCGGUGGUGCCAUCGGAACUGGUCUCUUCGUCGGCUCGGGCGCCAUUCUGUCAGUCGUCGGUCCAGCCCCCCUCUUCAUGGGCUACCUAUCCAUGAUGCUCAUCGUCUGGAACAUCAUGAACGAGCUCGGCGAGAUGGCAACAUAUCUUCCUCUCAAGGGCAUUUCCAUCCCUUACUUUGUCGAGCGAUUUGUCGAGCCCAGCCUAGGAUUCGCCGCCGGUUGGAAUUACUGGUACGCCUAUGCCAUGCUCGUCGGCGCCGAGGCCUCGGCCGGCGCCAUCCUUCUUGACUAUUGGAACACACCCGUGCCUGCUGCCGUCUGGAUCACCAUCAUCCUCCUCGUCACGCUGGCUCUCAACAUUUUUGCCGUUUCCAUCUUUGGUGAAGCCGAGUUCUGGUUCGCCAGCAUCAAGCUCCUCACCAUCCUCGGUCUCAUCAUGACGAGUCUCGUCAUCAUGCUCGGCGGCGCCCCUGACGGCGACCGCAAGGGCUUCCGCUACUGGAACAACCCCGGUGCCUUCAAACCCUACAUGGCUGACGGCAGCACCGGUCGCUUCCUCGCCUACUGGUCCGGCUUCUCGCGCGCCGGUUUCGCCUUCAUCACCUCGCCCGAACUGAUUGCCCUGGCCGCCGGUGAGACUGUCGCCCCCCGUCGCAACGUGCCCAAGGCCGCGCGGCGCUUCAUCUACCGCCUUGCCAUCUUCUACGGCCUCGGCUCCCUCAUGAUCGGCGUCAUUGUUCCCUCCGACAACCCCAACCUGCUGAACCCCGACUCCAACGCCAACUCGUCGCCCUGGGUCAUCGGCAUUCAGCUUGCCGGCAUCGGCGUUCUCAACCACAUCAUCAACGCUGCUAUUCUGACUUCGGCGUGGUCAGCCGGCAACGCCUUCCUCUACUCUGGCAGCCGUAUUCUCUACAGUCUCUCCCUCAACGGCCAGGCGCCCAAGUUCUGCGCCCGCACCAGCAAGAACGGCGUCCCUUACGUCGCCAUCCUCUGCACCUGGUCUAUCGGCCUGCUCGCCUACCUCAACGUCAGCACCAACGGUGCCACCGUCUUCACAUGGUUCAUGAACAUCAGCACCAUCAGCGGCUACAUUGCCUGGAUCGUUGUCAUGAUCACCUAUAUCCGCUUCCGCAAGGCCAUGAUUUUCCACAACAUGAUGCACCGCAUGCCCUACAAGACGCCGCUGCAGCCCUACGCCACUUGGAUCUGCCUUGUUGUGCUCAUCAUCCUGACUCUGACCAACGGCUUCCAGCUCUUCUUCCCCGGCCAGUUUGAUGUUCAAGACUUCCUGGCCGCCUACAUCACGAUCCCCAUCUUCCUUGUGCUCUACCUCGGCCACAAGCUCUGGUUCCGCACGCCGCUGGCGCGCAAGAUUGCCGACGUGGAUGUUGUCACCGGUGUCAAGGAGAUGGAGGAGCUCGCCGCCAUGGACGUUGAGCCCGUUGCGAAGAACUGGCUGCAGAAGGUGUGGUUCUGGAUCGCAUAA
This is a messenger RNA of Verticillium alfalfae VaMs.102, 1674 nucleotides long. Its product is annotated as proline-specific permease. The transcript is spliced from 2 exons. Lineage: Eukaryota; Fungi; Ascomycota; Sordariomycetes; Glomerellales; Plectosphaerellaceae. The record is from RefSeq and is a predicted model, not a curated record. Gene Ontology annotation, cellular component: membrane. Gene Ontology annotation, biological process: amino acid transmembrane transport. Bases 1 to 1674 code for a protein of 557 amino acids. Gene Ontology annotation, molecular function: amino acid transmembrane transporter activity.